Molecule: messenger RNA, 2825 nt
Organism: Pteropus alecto (black flying fox)
Lineage: Eukaryota; Metazoa; Chordata; Mammalia; Chiroptera; Pteropodidae
Gene: MAK
Product: male germ cell associated kinase
Exons: 15
Coding region: 317-2254 (645 amino acids)
Biological process (GO): intracellular signal transduction; protein phosphorylation; intraciliary transport
Cellular component (GO): cytoplasm; nucleus; cilium
Molecular function (GO): protein serine/threonine kinase activity; ATP binding
Source: RefSeq, a predicted model, not a curated record
UGGCGCACCCCCGCCGUUUCCUAGGAGAUGAAACACACAAGACGCCAAAGCUUCACAAGGGAGCGAACAAGGAAAGCUGCCACAGCGCAGGCAGGGUGUUCAUAAUAAUGGAAGCACUGUUUCCUUGCCAGAUUCCUUAUUGCUGUAGUUUAUGAACCUUCAUAAUCUUGGGGAAGAGCCUAUGUUAAUGAUGACAAACCUGUCACCAGUGUAACAGUCUAAGGGCAAAAACAAAUUUGAAAAAAGAAGCGUUUAAAUUUAUAUUCAACAAAGCAGUCAUUGCGAUCCACAACUUCUGCUACAUUAUUUUUCCAAGAUGAACCGGUACACAACCAUGAGACAGUUGGGAGAUGGCACCUAUGGGAGUGUGCUGAUGGGCAAGAGUAACGAAUCUGGGGAGCUGGUGGCCAUCAAAAGGAUGAAGAGAAAGUUCUAUUCUUGGGAUGAAUGUAUGAACUUGAGAGAAGUUAAGUCUCUGAAGAAACUUAAUCAUGCCAACGUGAUUAAAUUGAAAGAAGUUAUCAGAGAAAAUGACCAUCUUUAUUUUAUAUUUGAAUAUAUGAAAGAAAACCUCUAUCAAUUAAUGAAAGACAGAAACAAGUUGUUCCCUGAGUCAGUCAUCAGAAAUAUUAUGUAUCAAAUAUUGCAAGGGCUGGCAUUUAUCCAUAAACAUGGUUUUUUUCAUAGGGAUAUGAAACCAGAAAACUUGCUUUGCAUGGGUCCAGAACUUGUGAAAAUUGCUGAUUUUGGACUUGCAAGAGAAUUAAGGUCACAGCCACCAUAUACUGAUUAUGUAUCUACCAGAUGGUAUCGUGCUCCCGAAGUUUUGUUAAGGUCUUCAGUUUAUAGCUCUCCCAUUGAUGUGUGGGCUGUUGGGAGUAUAAUGGGUGAACUAUAUACAUUAAGACCACUUUUCCCAGGGACAAGUGAGGUCGAUGAAAUCUUUAAAAUUUGCCAAGUUUUAGGGACUCCAAAAAAAAGUGACUGGCCAGAAGGGUACCACCUUGCAUCCUCAAUGAAUUUCCGCUUUCCCCAGUGUGUUCCUAUAAAUUUAAAAACUCUUAUACCCAAUGCCAGUAAUGAAGCUAUUCAGCUUAUGACUGACAUGUUGAAUUGGGAUCCAAAAAAGCGACCAACGGCAAGCCAGGCAUUGAAACAUCCGUAUUUUCAAGUUGGUCAAAUAUUAGGCCCUUCCUCACAUCAUCUAGAAUCCAAACAGUCUUUAAAUAAGCAAGUGCAACCACUGGAAUCAAAGCCAUCUAUACUUGAUCUAGAACCUACGCCUCUGCCAGAUAUAAAUGAUCAGACUACUGGACAGCCCCAGCCUAAAUACAGCCACCAGCCACUGCAGCCCAUCCAGGCACCACAGAAUACAAUUGUGCAGCAAACACCAAAGCAGGAAAGUCAACAGAAACAGCCGCAAAUACUAUUUCCAAGUAUUGUCAAAAACAUGCCAACUAAGCCAAAUGGCAUGCUGGGGCAUAAAAGCGGGAGAAGGCGUUGGGGUCAGACUGUGUUCAAGUCCGGAGAUAGCUGGGAAGAGAUCGAGGACUGUGAUUUCGGAGCUUCUCAUUCCAAGAAGCCAAGCGUGGGUGUUUUCAAAGAAAAGAGGAGGAAAGAUUCUCCAUUUCGCCUUCCAGAAUCAGUACAGUCAGGCUCAGCAGAGGAAAACAAGAGCUUACCUGCUGCCAUUUCCCUAAAAUCUGAUCCUGAACUGUCAACUGCUUCACCAGCUAAACAGUACUACUUGAAACAAUCAAGAUACCUUCCAGGUGUAAACCCUAAGAAUGUGUCCUUGAUAGCCCGUGGAAAGGACAUAAAUCCGUAUACUUGGAGUAAUAAGUUAUUUCCUAAGACAUUGGGACCCAUUGGGGCAGAACUUGCCUUCAGAAGGAGUAAUGCAGAAGAAAGCAUAAUUAAACCAAUUGAAAAACUAUCAUGCAAUGAAAGUUUUCCUGAAAAAUUAGAGGAACCACAAGGAAAUCUUGGGAGUUAUACUACUUACAAAAAGUCAGGAUAUAUUCCUUCCUUUCUCAAAAAAGAAGUGGGGUCAGCUGGCCAGAGGAUACACUUAGCACCUCUUGGUGCAACAGCUUCAGAAUAUAACUGGAACACAAAAACUGGUCAGGGGCAGUUUUCAGGACCUACUUACAAUCCUACAGCCAAGAAUCUAAAUAUUGUGAAUCGUGCACAGCCAGUUCCCUCAGUGCACGGGAGGACAGACUGGGUGGCCAAGUAUGGAGGCCACCGGUAGAAGUCUAGAGUGAAGCCCCUAGCAUUGCUCCAUAGAGUCCCCUAACCCUGGGAAAUGUCUACAGAUGUCUACUUCUACUGAGUUCUGGAAAAACUAUACAUAGUGGGCACCUUGAAGAGCAAAAAUCAUCUCCUAUUUUCUUUCCUAGAAAUACAUUUUCUUAGCAUCGUUGCCUACAGUGCUGAUAUAUGGGUAGGACUUUACAAAGUAUUGAAUAAACUAUUUGCCAAAGUAUCAAGUAUUUGAUAUACAAAUAAAUAGUAAGUGGAAUAAGAAGCUUAAAAAAAUGGCUCCAGAAAGUGUUUAGAAUGUUUUAGUUUUCAUUUGUUGUAUAUUUGCCUAAACUACUUAAUAUUUUACCAUUUAGCCUCAGAGGUUCACUUUGCUUUUUUAUAGCAAUUAGGUAGACCACAAAUGUUGCGGGCUGUCUGUUAUAGUUCUGAAUUUGGCUGAGGCUCUACUCUACCACUUUGGCAAUGGCAGAAAAAUGAUAAUUUAUCAUUUGUUUUUCUACUUUGGCUAAAAUUACGGAAGCAAUAGUAAUGACAAUCUUGAGCAGGAUGUCUUUCUU